AGACGAGUGCUCUAACCACUGAGCUACGGUUGGGAGCGUUCCGGUAACGGCGUCCCCUCCUCCCCUCCCCGGUCAUCGGCGUGGUUAUUUUACAGGAGAGAGAGCAAGUUGGAAGACAGUUGAGGAUGCCCCCCAAAAGCAGAAAACGUGGAAAACCAAAGAAAGGUGAACGGGCUGCUAAACGUGCCAAAAAAGUACAGAUCGAUACGGCGGAAGAACAAAUCGCAGAGGGUUUGGACAGUAACGAGAAAACUACAAAGUCAUCAGGGAAAGGUGCCUCAGGCACCAAAGAGCCUUCAGUUUUUGGUUGAUGAAAUCGGAACCAGAAAGCCGAAUCGAAAAUGGCGUUGAUAUGAAGUUUGGUGUGGAGGAUUUAAAGGCCGAACCGAACCAGACAGCAUGUUGGGAUGGUGUCAGGAACUACCAGGCCCGCAACUUCAUGAGGGAUAUGAUGGUGGGCCAACUGGCUUUCUUCUACCACAGCAAUUGUAAGGAACCUGGGAUCGCUGCAAUUGUCAAGAUUGUAAAGGAGUCUUACGUCGAUCACACACAGUUUGAGAAGAAGGAACCCCAUUAUGACUGCACCAGCAAAAAGGAGAAUCCUAAAUGGUCGAUGGUGGAUGUGCAGUUUGUGAGGAUGUUGAAACGUUUCAUCCCACUGGCUGAAAUGAAGAAAUAUCACCAGGAACACAAAACACAGGGUGGUCCAUUGAAGAACGUGGCACUUUUUACUAAGGAGAAUUUGACUUUAUUUCGACUCUUGAAGACAAAAAGCCGAUUUAAUUGGAAGGGCCCCGGAAUUGUGAGAGCUCUUUAUCCUACGAUCAGUUCAGUGACGGAUACCAGACGUUUGUCAUUUUCCACUACGUCUUUUGGAGGUUGUACGAAUUGCCGGAGUUAUUCGGUUACAAGCUCGCUUUGCUUUGCAAAGUUCUAUAUGUUCACAUUUUCGUUAUAUGAGACGAGCUUGCAAACUGCAGUGGGUUGAGCCGUUUCUCAAAGGAAUCAACGUUACAGUGUAUUUUUUUUGUGAUUAACAGUAUGCCCUUUUGCAGAUGGGUAUGACGAGUUGAAUCCAUAAAGGAAAGGAAAACCCAUCUUGCAAUGUCUCAUUAUAGACUGUCAUCCAUGGAUCAAUUGACACAACACAAUCACAUCUAAGAUGACAAUCACAAUAGGUUGGAUUCAGUGGAACAGAAGAAAGAAGUGUAUAAUAUUAAUGAAAUCAUUUAUUUCUGUUCUCCAUAUUCAUUACAUCUUAACAAUUAGUUCUCUAACCCCCAAAUUCACUGACUGUGACUUUGCGACCAUCAAAUAUUUACAGAAUAUUUUUUUCUGGGCUCUCCUUUCAAAGGUUUAACUCUUAAUUUUAAAAUUGUCCUUUUUUUCCCCCUUGGAUGCCCCAGUUGAAGCGAAGAGUUGCACUUAAUAAUAGACAGAAAAAGCUGAAGAGAAUGCAUGUUAUGUCAAUUUAUACUUUGUAAAAUUCAGUACAUAGUCAUAAUCGGAAAAUGUACCAGUUCACAUUCUUUUGUACACACUGCGCUGACAUAUCUUGCUAUUCAGAUAAACGUUCAAAUAAAACCGCAUGUACAAUA
Callorhinchus milii (elephant shark) is the source of this 1598-nucleotide messenger RNA. It is a transcript of the gene thyn1, whose product is annotated as thymocyte nuclear protein 1. The record is from RefSeq and is a predicted model, not a curated record. Gene Ontology annotation, cellular component: nucleus. NCBI's taxonomy places the organism in Eukaryota, Metazoa, Chordata, Chondrichthyes, Chimaeriformes, Callorhinchidae. The transcript has 7 exons. The coding region runs from base 311 to 988 and encodes 225 amino acids.